This is a messenger RNA of Schistosoma rodhaini, 2947 nucleotides long. Lineage: Eukaryota; Metazoa; Platyhelminthes; Trematoda; Strigeidida; Schistosomatidae. The record is from the annotation of a GenBank genome assembly.
UUUUGCUUUAGUUUACCUAGGUUUCUUACCUGGAGGUAUAGGUGGUCUACUGCUUCUAGAUACGGGAGCUCAUGAAACGAAGGCUAUUUUUAUUUUGUGCAAUACAUUUGAACCAUUUGGCGCGAUACCCAACUCUACGUGGAGACUGUAAAUCAAAUCAUGAAAGGAAAGUCAAGGAAGCGCAGUUCAAAGGUCAUUAUUGAGAAACAGAAACCAAAAGUUCCCAAGACAGUUUCUGAAGAAGAAAGUCCAGUGUUUGAUUAUCCAAUUUCCGAUGAAAUCCAAAAGCGUAUUUCAAUGAUUGGUCAAGGAUUCCACCUCAAAUGCUCUCCAGACUUUCCAUUGUUUUACGAGUUUUGUAAAACUCUCCGUGCCGACGCCCCACUUGAGGCACUAUUAGAUGUCGGAUUUCGUCUGGUUGGUCCAUUUGAAAUACUUCAUUUAGGAUCCAAGGAGCCAGUCAAAAAAGGUCAAUGGUCAAAUUAUUACCGUUUUUAUCACGAUCCUCCGGAGUUUGUGACAGUGAUUGUCUGCACUAGUGAACAAUACCAUAUAGGUUACUUCCGGGAUUCAUGCGAAUCUAAACCGUUCCUUGCCAAAUCAACUCAUAUGUUCAAUGGAGUCCUAGAGUAUUGUGGUCAGAAUUUGUUUGCUUGUCUAAGGUCUACUCUGCAAAAAAAUAAAUGCACUCAACAUUCUGACUUGUUGAGAAGUCUUAUUGAGUUUGCAUCUCUUAAAAAUAUUCCAACAGAUUUAUCAUCGUCUUAUAUGAAGGAUAGAAAGAAACGUCAAGUGUGUUCCACAACAAACCAUAUAGGUUUAAUGAUCGAUGUGACUAAGAAUGGGAUUGGAUACCGUCCUUUAAAUGUUUCUUACACUGAACUGAACAACAGACUGGAAGAUAUUGUCAAUGAGAAGUCAAAAGAAAGACAGUUAAUUAAAUUUGCUCCAGUCGAUGAGUUGAUUACCUGUGUUCAGUUCGCCAACGAUGAAGGAGAUUUCGGUCAAGGUUUAGAAUUGGGCUUAUCAAUCUUAGCAUUUCAUCCGAAAGGUAAUAAAAAGUAUUAUGAAAAAAUUGUCAAAUUGAUUGUUUAAGCGAUUGUGUAGAAUAAAGCAACGCUGUCAGUAUAACUGUAGCCGACUCAUGAGUCAAGAGGAUAAAAUUAAACUAUUUAUUAUUAUACUACAGUCAACUCAUGUUCAUAGUAUUUGAAUGAAAGUUAAUAGAAACUAGUGUUCGAGGUUUUUUUGGGAUUAGAGUAUGGAGUUAGUUUGAAACUUCCAGAAUCUUGAUUACGAUAGUUCAUCAAAUGUUGGUUUCUUCUUCAAACAAGAUUUGGUUGAAAUAUGGGUUUAAUGAGUUGUGGCAACGUUAGUAAAAUAACUGCAAGUUCUUUCUAAAUGUUAUUAAAUGAGACAAAUCAUCAGAUAUCUAAAGUCUACCUAAAAUCAUUACUAGUAUAACGUCAAAAUCCUAGACUUAAAAGGAUACAUAUCAGUACAUAAAGUGAAAAAAACUGACGAUCAUCUGGAAUAUUGAUCACCAUCUUCACAUUUAUGAACUGUCUUCAGGAGGAUCUAUUACAUUUUCACUAACUUCAAUAAUGUUAUGUUCUUACUAAUUGUAGUACGUUUUUCACACUAAUAAUUUUUUUAAAUUUUAGCUCGACCGCUAGAGACAGCAAACAUAUUUAACAAUAAAAUUAAACAUUUAUUGUCUGUUGGUUAUACUUUAGCCAAUAGAAAGGAAUUCAGUCAAGUAAUUCAGUCUCAUAUGGAUGGUAGACGUAUUGAACCACUAACUUUCACAUGAAUUACCUUUGCUGCAUUUAUCUGUUUGGAUCUCACAAAGGUGCCACCUUACAAAAGCAUUUAUUUUGAUACUAAUUGUGAAAAUUUCAGAGUCUGUUAGUUUUAUUAUUGUCAAUAUUUUUAAAUUAAGACUUUUAACCGAUUGUUUUUACUAAGUGUUAUUUUUUGUCCCAUGGGAUUAGGUGUUUUUAAAUGAUGACUUGAAGUCAUUUGCUGAAUAUUAUGUAAUAUAUGUGGAAUUCAGUUAGCUUCUUUUGCUUUCCUAAUCGUUAGCAACUUUUGAUAAAUUCGAACAACCCAACGCUUAAAUAAGUUUCUGAACCGCUAGUAAUGAUAAGUAAUGACGUCACUUUGUGAGGAGUAACUUUCAGUAGAUUUGGAGGAAUUCUUGCUGGGGAAUCAGCGUCCCUUAAGUACAAGAUGGAGCUUUUAAACUUUUAUCUUGUACAUGACUGAUUCAAAGAUCGAACUUCUAACGUUAUAUACCGAGUAUAUGCCCCUCUAUCUGUCACCGUGCUGUACUUAUUAUGCAAGAGUUAAUCCUACUAAAAUAUAACUUGGAUUCACAAAUAAUGUUUAAAAGUAGGUAUCAGUGUCAAGGUUGGACUUAAUAGUUUUAGAUCAAUUGAGCGUUGAUGAAAAAGUUAAUAAUAAAUUAAUUUUUUUGUGAUAUCCGAAUUAUUAGAAAAUUGUAUUUCUGACGUUUCUUCUUCAGAGUACAAUUGUACUGUUUAAACUUAUUAGUUUUAUUUCGAUCACUUACUCUGAAGAAGUGGCUUAUAUUAGGUCACAAAACGCCAGAAGUACAAUUUUCUACUCAUUGGCUUAUUACAAAAAAUAUUUAUUUAUUAUUAACGUUUGAAAGUGUAGUCCAUUGUUUGUUAUCAACACAGGUAUUCACUUCAGUAGAGUAGUAGUUUUUUUUCUAGUAUUGUUGAUGUGUUGCGGAUGUAAACAGAAAGACACUUGUGAGACUGAAAGGAACAUCAGUAACCCGUUAACAGUUUUUUUAGUGCUUACUUUGAUAUUCCAAUGGGCGGAAUUUUUCGAUGGGCAGUUCAACUGGCCUGUUGCUCCGGCAACAUCGACGAGUUUGUCCUGCCCCUCCCCCCCAUGACCGGUGACGACUGAUCCA